CACCUCUGGUGAGUGGUUGUUUAUUUUACAUUUAAUUGCAUAAUUUGAACUGUUUCGAUUUGAGAACAAUAACAUUCGCCAAUAUCACAAAUUCAAUAUAUAGAACACAUUUAUUCAUUUGAUAUGAUGAGAUGAUAUAUAUUUAUAAAUCACAUUUUUAUAAAUGUGAGUUGGUAUUUACACAAUAUAAAUAAACUUCUGUUGAUGCUGAAACUGUGAAAGAUUGGAUGAUUUUUGUAGGGAAGUGUAGUUUAUUGUAUUGGUACAGUAUAAAAACUCCACAAUUAGCAUGUACUUGAGUAAAGGUAUUUUAUUUCUAUUUUAACAUAGAUUUAAUUAUUUUAGAUAGAUAGUGAGUGAAGCAGACUAGGGGUUUGGGAUAGGGACGCACUGGCACUGCAAGGCAUGCCGAGGCCAAGUGGGGAAGUGAUGCACUGGAAUAGAUAGAUUUCCUGUCUAAGAGAUCUCGUUAGAGCAAUGAAGGGCACUUCGAUUUGAUCUAUUUUGUCAAUGAAAAGUAAAAACUCUAAGUGACAUAUGGGGGAAAAGUACAGUCUGCACAUGUUUUCUUGAGCUGGAUGAAUAAAAUGACCAACAAAGCAAGUUGAUUAAUAACAUUUAAAAAUUUUGUUACUAACACAUAUAUCUUUUUAUAUUACAGUUUUAUAUUAGUAGAUGAAAAUAUAUCUUCCAUAAAAAUUUUAAACUCAAUUAUGCUUCAUGUUUUUUCACCUCAGCAGGUGAAGCAAAUGCAGUUACUAGUGUUUGUGUAAAUCACAUUUAUGCAAAACCCAGGUAACACCAUGUAGGCCAGUUUUCUAAUAGAGGAUUUGCUACAAAUGUCUGAGCAAUGCUGGGUUUCUGAAGUUAGUAAAUAAAUAUUGUAAUAAAAAUCAACCAAUUUUUAAGCUCCUACAUAUCUUUAAAGGCACUUCACAUUAAAACAUUUUCAUUCAUUAGAUUUUAAACAUACAAUAUAAAUUUAAACUUCAAUGAUUUAACAGUAUUUAAAUUAAAGCCUUACCUAAAUAUUUUUUUCCACAUAAAAUGAAAUAAUAAAAAGGUAAAUGAGAGUAUUGUGUAACGAACUUUGUGAAAUGUUGCCUCGAAACAAUACACACAGCAUUAUGGCAGCGUAUGAAUUAAGUUUUGAGUUUUGUUUUGUUUGUUCACAUACAUUUUAAAAUGGUGCAUAUUAGCUGCUAAAUGGUCCAUAUUAGCAUAUACAUGCAGCCAGAGUCGGCGAUUGGUGAUAAGUUCGAGUGGGUAGAUGACCCGGGGGGAGGGUGGCUACCCUCUCCAUUAUCCACCAAAAAUGUAUAUGAAGGGAAAAUUACAAAACAUAUUUUUCAAGUUAUCACAUUUAUUUAAUGUAACUUAAGCAGAUAAUUUUUGAAAAAAUGCAAAAACUACUCUGCGCUUUUUUUAUAUAAACUCAUUUAACAAUUUGCAUUGAUUUGUCGCAUCGUCUUUAUGAAAAAAAAGCGCAAUUGAUCCGAUCUUGCACCAUAGUAGAUCGCAUUAACCUUUUAGGUCGACGUAAUACCGAGAAAUUUCGUUAAUUUCUGGAAUCUGACGCUUAUGGAAUAUUUCUUACCACAAAUUCCGAGUGGGUAUUUCACCCACUCUGAAGUUUUCGUGUGGGUAUACCCACCAUACCCACAUCAUCCGCCGGACCUGCAUGCUACUACUUAUCCAAUCCUACAUCCAAGACGAGCUGCGAAAGUACAGACGUAUUUAUAAUACUCUAAGUUAGUACAGAUCUCAGCAGGAACGCGUUGAAGACAAGUUUUCGAGGUUGCCUUCGGACAUCCUUGGAACGUUACGGUAUCUCUGCUUGCUCUUCUCUCAUGUUGACAGGGUUGACGGAUGUGAGAAACAAUUGACGGGGAAAGCGCGGUGCGGAGAACACUCCCCGUUCGGUUCUGUUCCUGAUUCUGAAUGAGAUUACUGCUCUGAAAUAGCUACCAGAUGGUUAAUACGAUUUUUAAUUGAUUCAAUUUGUGUCAGACAAUUGUAAAGACAAAAACAAGAGUGAUUGGUGUGAUUAUCUAUAUAAUAGUUAGUUUGGGUAUUUUUAAAAAAUGUACCAAUUCAGUAACAAAAUUUAGUGGCCGUAUAAUUGGUGUAGGAUUACCUGUGCUAUUCUAUGCAGUAUGACAAAUAAUCGAGCUGAUAUGUAUCCCAAUCAAGUGCAAGUGGGCAUAAACGAUACACCGUUAACGGUUGCUCUUGUGAAAGGCGAUUAUAAGACCGCAGAAAAAUUGAUAAUGGAAAACUUUGAAGACGGGUAUUUGGAUGAAGGUCCAUUUGAGAAAAUUCCUCUUGCUCUAGUUCUCUCAGGUGAUCAUGCCAUAAGCACAACUCGUCAUCUACGUUUAGCUAAAUUACUUGUGGAGAGGGGUGCAAAUGCAAAUUUGCGGAUUCCCCAGGCUGAGUGGCAAGGAGCUAGCCCAAGCCCUAUGGAGUAUUUGGUUGACUUAUAUAUGCGAGUCAAAGAACUCUGUAGAUAUGGAGAAGCUGAAUUAACUGGUGAUGAAAUUGAUACUAGCCCACUAAAUGCUGUAGGAUUGCAUGAUGAAGAACAAUUAACCCCUUUAGAAAUGAAGGAACAGCUGCUAGAACUAUUAGAUAUUUUCCUUGAAUGUGGUGGAAAUCCAAAUGUGACUACUACACAAUCAAAUUCCACGUUGUACCAUUAUGCGUUGUUAGAUGCCGACCCUGAUAUUAAUUUCGUUAUGAAAUUGUGUGAAGCAGGUGGUGACUUAAACCAGACAAAUGUUCAUGGCACAACUCCUCUUAUGGACCUAGUCACAUAUGCGGACUGUGACUCUGCACUUGAAAUAUUAUCUAAAAUAUGGGAAAAAAGACCUGAUAUUUCAUCACUCGAUGCCCAAAAUUGCUCAAAUGAAACUACAUUGUGGCGUGCUAUGCUUGCAGGAUCCCCCCAGCUAGCUAUUGAAUUAUUGGAGAGAGGUGCCGACCCAACUCCUCGAGCAACUGUUGCUUGUGGGAAAUGGCAUAGGGGGAAAAAGUACCUUUAUUCUUAUGCUCGAGAAACAGUAAAAUCUGGAUUGUCUGCAAUUUUUGCUCCUCUUCUUCAAAAUUCAUCUCCAUAUUUACAUUAUGCUACAGCUUGUCAGACAACCCUUCCUGGAUAUGAGUUUCAAACUUGUGACUUUAACAUAGACUUAUUCAACAAAGUUAUGUCAUCAGCAGUGUAUCCAGUUAUUGACAGCACAUACUUUUGCGAGUGCUUCCCAGAAAAAAUAUUGCUGGAACUGCAAAGUGUGUUGGAGAGUGAAACUAAGUUUAAUAUGGAUGCUAUGGUGCCGCAAGCUUUGAAACAUGAUGAUGUUGCAGUUCUUAUGUUUGGCAAUGUUAAAGCAGGCCUGCAACAACUGUGUGUCCGUAGAAUUAUUCAUAGAGUAUUUUUUGAAAAAACACCACGGGCAGCAAGUGAGCUCAUUGGAAAGCUGAAGAAAGUGCCUGAAGUUGUCAAGCAUCUCUAUGAACAAGAAGAAAAUUGUGAUGAAGAUAGCUCUGUUGAUUUUGAUAAAGAAUAUCGUAAGGAUUUUGCACGAAAGUUUGAGGAUAUUGUUGAUGAUUGGGAAGUAGUUCAAGAGCUCACACCAUCAGCUAUUCAGUGCUUGGUUGAGGAACAAUUACAAUUACCGUUCCAGUUUACACCAAGAUUUCAAAUAGAAGCUGCAAGACUACAAUUUGGUUCCUGUUUGUAUACACUUGAGAGCAUAGAUUGCCUCCAAGGGUGUGAUGGUGAUUCAGAUGCUAGUACGGAUAACUUACUGGAUGAUGAUAUUGAUGAGGAUGAAGAUGACGAUGAUGAUGAGAGCAGUUGGGAUGGAAAUUUAUGGAGAGAGGUUUUAGAAGGAGAUCUUUUGGGUUAUGAUGAUGAAGAGGACAUGGAUUUCAGUUCCUCUGAUGUAGAAGAGGAACUCAAAACCAAAGAUGAAGAUAGUGUCAGUAUAAAGGAAGAUAAUAAUACCCCCUAUGAGAGUAGCAAUGAAUCUGGUGAGGCUGUUCCUCAGAACAUAUGUCGAGAACAGUAUGAAUCAUUUAAUGAUGAUACACAAUGUGAAGAUUCAUCACCAGUUACUGACAUGGACGUUGGAGAUCGAGAAAAUUCCCAACAAUAAUGUCAGAAUUUUACACACAAUUACCAUAUUAAUUUAAUGUUUAAUGUGGUCCAUGAAGGCUGUGAUAAUGAGAAGGUUCAAUAUUGUAAAAGGCAUAUAGUAUAAAGUAACUAUGAGCUCUGUAUCAUGUUCGUUCCUCUUCAUUUCAUUUCACCAUUCCAUGUUUGUCAAAACAUUCUUUAAAACAAUAUUGAAGAGCCCUCCAGUAAUUGUAGUAGAGUUCUCCUACAGAAAAUUGUUUCAAAUCUGUUUUCCUUUUUGCAGCAUCAGGACAGUGUAACAGGGAUGAGGGCAAUGAAAUGGAAUAUUCCAUGUUGAAAUGUAUUUGAAAUUGUAAACUUUACAAUAAAAAGAUAUAUAAUUCACUAUACAGAAAUAUUUGGUGAAAUGUGUCACCUCCUGAAAUUAGUUUUUAAACGUUUGCCUGGAAACGAAUUCUUGUUCCUUUUUCCAAACUUUUUUCUCCAUCUUUCUGAAUUCUUUUUGUGAUUAUGAACUUUAUGUUUAAUAAGAGUUUUCACACGAUGUCUUAUCUCGUCAAAAUUAUUUAUGUACUCUUCGUUUCUAAAACUGAUGAAUUCAAGUCCCUCUGAAAGCAAAAAUUAAAAUAUUAGUGGUGAACAACUUGGGGGUUGCAAUACAUGAGAAUAACCACAUUAGAACAGAACUAACGGAACUUUUCAAGCCCUUCUUCAGCCAACAUGCUGGUAGAAUAACUGUUAACAAUGUUCAUGCUAAAAAAAAAAAUCCGGAAAAAGAAA
Messenger RNA from Gryllus bimaculatus (two-spotted cricket), 4918 nucleotides. Lineage: Eukaryota; Metazoa; Arthropoda; Insecta; Orthoptera; Gryllidae. The record is from the annotation of a GenBank genome assembly.